GUUGUCACUAACCAUAUAAACAGAAAGAAACUGUCUGAAUUCCUUACAUACACCAUGGCACUGCCCGCGUUGGUUAUACUGCCUGUUACCUGGGUCCUGCUGGCUCUUUCUACUGCGCAAAACACCUGCCCAGGUAAGUGUUACAUCACACAGUACUGGAGGUCUUAACACAGGUUGAUAGUCACAUGCAAAUACUUGCACUCAGUCUGCUAAAGGCAUUCAUUUAUUUAAACCGAAAAACAAUUUCAUGCAAAGAAAUUGAAUUUAACUAAAAAUCAUGUCUCCAACUCGGCUAUAGUCAUAGUAUGGCUAUUCUAGUCUAAAAUUAGCUUCUGAGGUUUUAAAUUUACUACAACUCAGAGUGAUUUGAAUUUUUUAGACCAAAUUAGCCAAACUAAAAACUGACUUGAAGAAAUUCUAUUUCAAUUCUAGACAAUUCAAACCUUAUAGAAGAGUUGACUGUUGAAAAGUAUUUUGUGAGGUUUAGUCUUAUUGAAUGUUAUAAACCCCAAACUGAAGUGAUAUGGCCUGCUUUAUAAAAAGAGUAGUACAUGCACGGUAUGUCCUCCCAGCUGAAAUGGGAAAAUAAACAAUAAAUGCCAGUUACCCAUAAGAUCAGUUAUUGCAGUUUGUUCAUUCUUGGUGAGGGUUUAUUGACUAUGUGAGGAGUUGUCAAGAACUGAGACGGAAGCUUUUAGGCUGAAAUAGCCAACCUAGAAAAAUAGGUGAGCUCAGAUAAAUUUUUCUAGUUGUUUAACCAGCUGUGAAAUGUUUAAACAUAACCGCUAUACCCUAGAUUUCCACAGUCUUUCUUUUGUUUCUACGUAAAUGUCUCAUCCUAAUUUCUAUGGUUCAUUUCUUAAAGGAACAUUCAAAUCACCAUAACCACUCCAACAUUCAGAACUGGUUAUGGUGCCAGAAGGGCCCUAGUUCCUUCCUACGUAAGUAGUAAGUGCCAUAGUCCCUCCCCACAUAAGUGGUUUUACUUUUUAAAUGGGGUCGGUUGGUUGCCUCCACGGCAGCCGGAAACACUCAGCUCUGAUCAAAGCCCGGUGGUGGGCUUAGCACAGGAGAGAUAACGAGAUAAGCAGGAGCUUCUGGCGAACCCCAAGUAAAGAGUUGAACCAUUCUUAUCGAUCAAGUUCCGUUCCUACGACCCGGUCGUAGAACGAAUUGGUUGGUAAGUGCAGAGUUAAGGGAUUCCCUGCUCUGGUGCUUUCGUCUAUGUUCGGGAAACUUCCCUGAACAUAAACAAACUCACCAGAGCAGGAAAUCUCUCUAAUCUAUGUCCAGGGGAAUUUCCCCAAACAUAGAUUAGAGAGAUUCCCUGCUUGAUGCGUUCAUCUAUGUUCGGGGACGUUUCCCCGAACAUAGACAUGUGAGAUUUCCCCGAACAUAGAUUAGAGGGAUUCCCUGAUCUGAUGCGUUUGAUUAUGUUCGGGGAAGUUUCCCUGAAGUGCGAGCCAUCGUCAAACAGGGAGGUUGCAAAAUGAGGACCACGUGUACUUAUAAGGGGAGGGAGCGCUACAUCACUCCUGGUACCAUAACCAUUACAGUGUUUUGCAGUGGUUAUGGUAUGUUGCUUUAACUGUCAAAACUGGAAAAAAAUAUAGCUUAGAGGGAUCACUAGAUCAACUGUUUGCAGAGUAAGGAACAGCGCACACACACACAAAAAAAUCAACAUUUUACAAGACUGCUUAAAAUCACCUACCUCAGCAAACAAAUAUGGGGAUUCAGUUACACUAUAUGGCCACCUGGGGGCUGCGCACAUAAGUGCCACCUGGUGGGACCGGUCCGGUGGCACUCAGAGGGGGCCGGCUGCGUUCCUGGCUGGAGCCGCCGGGCCGGGUGGCACCUUCCCCGGUCCGGCCCUGCUCCUGUCACUGGCUGUUGUGGCUGCUGAUGGAUGAAGGAGGAGGAGCCUGUCUCUGUACCAUGCCCCCUUCGCGGUUCCCACAAUUCCCAGCACAGGAACCGCGAGGGAGCAUGGUACAGAGACAGGCUCCUCCUCCUUCAGCCAUCAGCAGCCACAGCAGCCAGUGACAGGAGCAGGGACGGACCGGGGAAGGUGCCGCUCCAGUCUGGAACGCGGCCCCUGACUUCUCAAGGUAAAUGGGGGGGGGGGGGGGGAGAGAGAUGGGGUGGAGGAGGGAGGGAGAGAGAGAUGGGGAGGAGGGAGAGACACAGGAAAGGGGAGGAGAGAGAUGGGGGGAGGAGGGGAGAGACACAGGGAAAGAGGAGGGAGAGAUGGGGAGAGGGGAGAGACACAGGGAAAGGAGAGAGAGGAUGGGAGGGGGGGGGAGACACAGGCAAGGCAGGGAGAGAGAUGGGGAAAGGGGAGAGACACAGGAAAAGGGGAAGUGAGAGAGAUGGGGAGGAGGAGAGACACAGGAAAGGGGAGAGAGAUAGGAGAGAGGAGAGACACAGGGAAAGUGGGGAGGAGAGAGAUGGGGAGAGGGGAGAGACACAGGAAAGGGGUGAGGGAGAGAGAUGGGGAAAGAGCUGUAGGAAAGGGAGGAGGGAGAGAGAUGCGGGGGGAGGCAGAGAAAUGGGGAGGAGGGAGAGACACAGGGAAAGGGGGAGGAAGAGACACAGGGAAAGGGGGUGAAAGAGGCAAAGUGGGAAGAGAGAGACAAAGAGGGAGAAAUAAGAGAGAGACACACAAGGGGAGGGGAAGAAAGAGGCAGAGGGGGAAGAGAGAGACUGGGAAAGAGAGAGAUGGGGAAAGGGAGAGACACAGGGAAAGGGGGGAGGGAGAGAGAUGGGGAGAGGGGAGACACAGAAAGGGGAGGGAGAGAGAUGGGGGGGAAGGGAGAGACACAGGAAAGGGGGAGGAGAGAGAUGGGAGAGGGAGAGGACACAGGGAAGGGGGAGGAGAGAGAUAGGAGAGGAGACACAGGAAAGGGGAGGGAGAGAGAUGGGGAGAGGGAGAGUGGUGCGGGGAGGAGAGAGAGAUGUGGGGAGAGACACAGGGAAAGGGGGGAGGGAGAGAGAUGGGGAGAGACACAUGGAAAGGGGGAGGGAGAGAGAUGGGGAGGAGGGAGAGACACAGGGAAGGGGGGAGGAAGAGACACAGGCAAAGGGGUGAAAGAGGCAGAGGGGGAAGAGAGAGACAAUGAGGGAGAAAUAAGAGAGAGACACACAUGGGGAGGGGAAGAAAGAGGCAGAGGGGGAAGAGAGAGACUGGGAAGGAGAGGGGAGACAUUGACACAGAGGAGCAGUGAGGGGGAGAAAGAAACAUAUAGAGUGACUGGUGGACACAAAAAGGCACACAGAGGGGCUGGAGAUAAAGAGACACACAUAGGGGCAGUAUAUAUCCCCCCCACCCUCCCAAGGCUUUCCCCUGCCUGCCGAUCUCCCUCCCCGUUCCACAGGCACCGUGCAGGCAGCCGGCAGGGGAAGAAGAGAGGACCCGGGGCAACGCUCCGGCUCUCACAAGGGUGAACUCUAGUCCUGGAGCUACGGGCUAGAGUUCACUCUCACCACUUCCUGGUGGUCGCAGUAGUAGGAGUGAACUCUAGCCCCAUACACACACUGCCCCACACACACACCAUACACAUUCUCACACUGCCCACCCACACACUGAACCUUUCACACACAUUGCACCAUUGCUCCUAUACCCUACUACAGCCCCAUAUCCCAGCAGAAUCCAGGUAAGUUGUCAAACUGUUCUUAAACGGUUUGACUACUUACUCUGGGAGGGGGUGCCAAUGCUCCUGGCACCAUAACCACUACACAGAGUGUGGUUAUUGUGCAUGGAAUAUUUCUUUAAAUAAUCUACAAGUUCCCCUCCUGGGCUCAGGCUCUGGAUCCGCCACUGGUAUAUGACAUGUAUAUUAAUGUGUGUAUUAAUUAUAUAUAUAUAUAUGUAUAUAUAUAUAUAUAUAUACCUAUUAUAUUUACACAUAUUAAUGUACAUUUAUAUAUGCAUAAUACACAGAGAAAUAUCAUUAAUAUGUACCAUAUGUAAUGAGCAGAUAUUGGCCCAGUCUUGUUUCUAGGUGCAUACUCCAGCACAAUAACAUAUUUAAAGUGAAGAGCACACCCACAGGACUUCAAGAUAACGUCAUUUUUUACAGUUGUGCCCUACAUACAUUCACCAUUUCGGUCCCAUUACCAAGCUUUCCUUAAUAUGUCAAGGUAGUUGGACUGAAACAUUGAUUACAUGCAAAGGCACGUCUGCUUAAAAUAAAUUUGCACUUUUGUUUAUUUUGAAGCCUAUGAGUGCGCUUUUUAAGUUGAAGUACUUUUUAAUUUUAAGUUAUCUGUUCUAACUCUGUAUCUGCACACUAUGCUGGCGCGACGCAUUAUGGGGCUGGUAAAUAUUUUUUUUCCAGGGCUGCUUUUAAUUCCCAGUCCGGCCCUGUAAGCUACAUACAGAGCGUUUAUUCAAUGUUCAGGAUGCUUUAUAAUUGCAUUACUAACUAUUUUUAAAUUUUAUUUCUAGAGGUGAAAUUUACUGGCUUAAGUGGAACAGAAAAAGUUACUAUUAUUCAGGGAUGUCCUGGUGUUCCAGGAACUGCUGGACCCAAAGGAGAACUAGGACCCCAAGGGCCAAGAGGUACUUUUUUUUGUCAACUGGGACUGUUAUGAAUCUUAUUCUUUUUUAUGAUAUUAUUGCUUUUUUUUUUUUUAUUGGUACCACUGUGUCUUACAAUGUAACAUUUCCAAUUUUAAUAGAAAUGCAUUAUCUCCUUUAGUCUGGUAGGUCAGAAGAUUCACAUUUUACAGAGUAGAGGGUCUUCGAUGAGCCACUGUACAUAAAGAUGUCCCACGCAUUUUAGGGCACUAAACUCUCCUCUAGAACAUGCAAUGAAAAUCCUGAGAUACACGUAUGAACUAUUGACUUUGCCUAAUAAAACAUAAAUAUGUGUCUUCAUUUUUAUUAAAAUGUUCUGAUAAUUUCAGGUGAGAAAGGUCUUCCGGGCAUUAUUGGUAAAAUGGGCCCUCCCGGGUCAAAAGGUGAGCAUAACAUUGACUUGUAUUGUGUAAGGUCCAUCAUGUAGUUGAUUUUCAGAGGUUUUGUCGGGGAAGAUACAACAAUAAAAGAGGGGUUUUAUUUAUAACCAUUUGUUAAGUUUCCUAGAUCUGCUAGGCAUCUAUCUGCUGUACUUAUUGACGCAGUGGCUGCCUCAACUAUUAAAGAAUUACAACUCUAAUUGUCCUUGGCAAGCCUUUUCUCUAACUUCAUGUUAGCUGUAGUUCUGUUGGGGACAUUUUAAAUACCUCUGCUCUAAUUUGUAGGUCCUAAUUAUUGGGGACCUUUGUUCUUUAUCAAUGUCUCAGUAUUUAAUGGCUUUAUUGUGACAAAUAAGAGAGCUUGAUUUAAUUUUCAGGAGAAAGUUCUUCAUCCGGACCUCGAGGUUUUCCAGGUAAAAAAUGGGAAACAUUAAAUUGUUUUAUUUUUUUUAAUAAAAAAAAAAGCUCUGCUUGUUAUACAAAUUUACAAAGGAAACCAUUGUAAUAAUGGUAACUACUACGUGCUAUUUAUUCAAUUUCUUUAAAGUCUUUGAGUGUCAGCUGGGUGUACACAAUGUGGAACUAAUACCUUGCUGCAAAGGUUGAAGACCUCAGACAUUACAACAGAAAAUGUUUUAACACAGUCCCAGCUUUAGAAGAAUAAAUAAUGUGAGAGGACUAUACAUUUAUAUAUGGAGUAUACAUCUGAACAUGUGAUGCUAUGUUUUCCUACGCGUUUCACUAGAUACAGCAAUCUGUUGUUACACACUCUGAACAGCAUUACCCUUAGUUUAGUUUUUUUUUAUAUGUUCAGGUUAAAACAUAAGGAACAAUCCACAAAUUAUCUUUUUUACCUGGAUUUUCUAAUGCCCUUGCACUCAUACUGUAUUUUUUUUUCUCUAUAAUUUUAUGUUAAUAUUUAUUUCCAGGCCCUCCUGGUGUUCCUGGGCUCCAAGGACCAAAAGGUAAGAUUAUUUGUGCUCAAAAAAUGCUUUCUAAAGUCACUUGGGGAAUAUUAAAUUCACUAUAAAAUGAAUAUUGAGAUCAAUGAUUUUUUGUUAAACUAUUUACAUGACAAAGCAUGUACUGUAAUCAGUACUGUAAUCAGUAAUGUAUAAAUGCAGUGUUCUAUUUUAAAACUAGCCACACGUGGCUUUUAAUGCAUGGACUCCACAGCAACAUUACAGGGGUUUUCUUCCAGGAGUUUCUGUGUCUGAAAGAUAAUUGAGCUCUAAACAGGAUAACUCAAUUACCUCUCAGAUACAGGAAAUAACAUACAAUCUUACAAAUCACCCCAAAAACAUAAAAUAUUUUUACAGGAACCCCACAAUUCUCAUAUUCCCAAAUAGCCUGUGUCUGAGCGCCCAACAUAUCCAAAAAGCGUUCUGUUCAGUGAAACGGAAUCGCCAUUCAGAAGAAAUUUCGACCGGCCGGCCACGAGGGGUGCCCCAAAAGAGUUCCAGAGAAUCCAGGUCAGCGGCCAGUCUCUGUUUGGGGGUUCCUGUGCGAACACCAACGAAUGCUCCCCCUGUGCUUAUAGGUAAUAGUUCCUAUCUCCCGAACGUGGUUCGUGUAGCUUGUCGGGAAAGUGUACGGGCAGCAGUACCAUCUUUGCCAGGGUUUCGCAAGAGUGUGUAGCCAAUAUGAGUUCCACACGCUCAACGACCAUGUACUGCUGCCUGUGUUCGGUAGACAAAAUGGCCACCCAGUGAAAGCACUCAAAUAAAUCCUUUAAUUGCGGUUAACAGCCGGGGGUGGUCAGUGUUCUGAGUCAAUAAAAAGAGGGGGACCCCACAAGUUCUGUUCAGUUCACGAACGAACAGGGGGAUACGGGUCUGUUUGGUAAAACUACACAUAAGUUCGGUCAACCCCAUGGAAUGAUAAUAGGUACACCACACUUCCAACUGAAGAAUCAGUCAUCAGGCUAAUGCCAAGAUUCCAAUUUGUAUCCAUGACAAAAAAGUUUAAUAAACUCUGCUAUUAAAAGGAUGACUCACAGAUCAUAUACUAGAAUGAGCUAUGUUUGUUUUACCAAUAACCUUAACCUGUCAUUGUAUCUUUUUCCCUGUCUUUAGGUGAUAAAGGCUCUCCAGGUACCACAAGUACACAAGGAUCAAAAGGUAAUAGGAAUUAUAUUCAUAUCUGCAGCAAUUAAUCUAGCUAUUGGCUGAAAAAACAAGAUAUUUGUGAUGGGGUCUGUCACGAACGCACCCUACUCCAAGAGUGUGCGUGACGUAGUUGUGGUUGUGAAAGGGUUAAAGUUCACUAUUUGUCUGCACUAGACCGGAAAUAAUGACAAAAUCCCCCUUUAACACCACCCACACUUAAACAUAAUAAUAUAACUAUUACUAUUUUAACGCUGCCACCACCAAGACAAUUUAUAAAUGGGGUGCCUUGGUCCCCCAGGUAAAUCAAUAAUAAAACCCACCAAAUAUUACUUAGCACAAUAUUUAAGGAAUUAUAAAAAUACUAACUGGUCUCUUCAGGUAACGUGAUUCUUAACCAGACAAAGGCAAAACUUAAUAAAUGAAUGUUUAUUAUGAGCAAAAGAUAGUCACAGUGCAUAUAAAAAUAUAUGAUAAACAAAUUAUUUACACCAACAACAGAUAAAAACAAAAAGGAUAAAAUACAGAAGUCCUAAUUACUCACUUAGGUUUUCAAAGUACAACUUCUGUCCAGGGGGUCUCUGGCAAGGAAAGAUGGUGACUCACCCAAAAUUAGAUCUUGGCCCCAAGCAAGUACACCAACACCCUUCAGGAUCAUUAGAUAUAUACCCUGUGGUUUAUCAAGUCUUGCCCAGGGGUGGAGUUAAGGCGUACCUACAGAAAUAAUAACUGACCACCUCCUUUGUUCCAGACCACUGUCAAUCCAAAUUGAAACAUUUGACUCUAUCUUCUUUUUUGUACCUGCCACAGAAAUAAUAAUUGCAUCUACAAAUUUGUUAUUAUUUUCCCAUUCCAUAGACAUGUUGCACGUCCCACCCACGAUCCAAUAGGACAGACAUCACAAUUCCUUUCCCUAGGGUCAAGUUAGGCCACUCAUGUUUGGACUUGGUUAGAAGAUGGCGCUUGUCACAUUCCAAAUAUAACAAAAAUGAGGCUUAAUUAUUAUUCUGUGGGGGUAAAUAUGAAAGUUUUUGUCCUUCCUUUGGAUAUGAUACUAGAACAAAGCUAAUGGCAUUUACAUAUCAAAGAGAUUUACUCAUCACUUACAAAGUACGGGCCAAAUGGAUGAAGAGACAUUCAGACUUUUUCCAAGUGUUGAACCUCACACCUUGCAGACUUCACAUCCAUACAGUAAAAUCCUUUUCACAUCCCUAUGCCAUUCACACUACCCCUUUUGUCAUCUGCCCUCUGUGGGGGGGUCCCAGCUUCAAAAGAUGUAACCCCUGUUGACCUCAGCAAUAGCAUCUCUGUAAUUUGUGCCAUUUACUACAAGAAAUCACAUUAAAAGAUGAUAUUCCAUAGUGUCAUAAUAAAUUAUACACCCUUGCCGUGACACCUCCCCCAAAUAAGAGACGCAAUGGGAGAAGGCUCACAUGCCUCUACCUUGUGUAUCAACACUUGUUCCUUUUUUGCCUCCACCUCAUAUACUCAUCUUUUUCAGGACUCUGGUUCUACAUGAAUGGGGUAACCCUCACAUGUUCACACACCUCCCCCAAAAAGGCUUGCCCUUUGUCCCUAAGCCAUAUCACAGCCAUAUCCACAACACGCAUGCCUGAUUUGCCUGUUUCCAUCUCCCACUGCGCUCUGAUCACAUCUCUCAGGCCACACCCACUGCGCCCGUGUAGUAGCUCUAAGGGGAAGAAACCAACCGAUUUCUGCAGUACUCCCCUGUAAGCACACACAAGAUGAGACAGAGGACACUCCCAGGGUACCUGCACUGUAUCCACACUCCUUAUCUGUUUUAUUUUGUGGUCUGUCUGCUGGGCUCGUUGCACCUUUUUACUCUGAACCUUUGGUUCAGAAUCAAAAAGUUGCUUAGAGACAGACGCCUUCUCCUGAGCUGGCUUGGGUGUAUGUUGGAGGUGUGAUUGUGAUAUGCUGACAAGGAGGGUGGUUCCCCCAUCAGUAUGUUCCCCUGCGGCCAUUUUCCCUGGACCCACAGGUUGAGACUGUCCAUGCCCCUCACUUUGGGCAGACCGUGGACGGGUCCCCCUAUCUACUGAUGGAACCUCUGUCUCUCCCUCACCUCCUCUCCAUGUCCUCACACACACAGCACCUUGGGAACUGGCUGAGUCUUGUGCAGAGUAAGGCUCACACACACUCUGCCCUCCCUCAAAGCCAUGCUCUCCCUCCACACUUUCACACAGCCCAGCCAAUACAUUGGCGUCAGGCAGAUUUUGGCACACAUAUUCAUUCAACCCUCUCUCUCUAGAAUUCUCUUCCUGCACAUUGUCACAUAACACCUUUAGCACCCCUUGGUCAGGCACUGGAUGUGAAACACACUCACGUAAUUUCCUCUCCCAGCCAGGCCAUCCUUCCAUAAUCUCACAUAGCCACUCACUUUGUCCUUGUUCUGGCACCUGACAUACUCCUGACUGAGAUACAGGUGAACACAUCAACUCAUCCUGCCCUGGUUCCCAAAUGUUUGAUCCACUUGUGUUUUCACAUGGCAUCUUAAACAACCCUGGCUCUGACACAGAUAGGCACACACGCUCAUCCAGCCCCGCCUCGCUGUGCAGCUGUUUUUGCCCACUCACACAUGGUAUUACAGGCACCCCUAGUGCUUGCCCUCGCUCCCAGCACAAUUGCCGGCAUACACCUUCGCUUGUUUCCACAGACACCCCUGGUUCAGGCACAGAUUGAUACACAUUCUGCCCUCCCUCCCAGUGAAGUUGUCCUGGCAAACUUUCACCUUGUACCACAGACAACUCUGGUUUUGGCACAGCCUGGCACACAUGCUCAUUCUGCCCUCCUUCCCAGCAACUUUGUCUUGGCACAUUCUCACAUGAUAUUGCAGACACUUCUGGUUCAGGCACAGACCAGCACACAUGCUCAGUCUGCCCUCCCUCCCAGCACAAUUGUCUGCAUACAUUUUCACAAGUUUCCACGGACACCCCUGGUUCUGGCACAGAUUGACACACAUUCUGCCCUCCCUCCCAGCGAAGUUGCCCUGGCAAACUUUCACCUGAUACCACAGACAAUUCUGGUUUUGGCCCAGCCUGGCAUGCAUGCUCAUUCUGCCCUCCCUCCCAGCAACUUUGUCUUGGCACACUCUCACAUGAUAUUGCAAACACCUCUGGUUCAGGCACAGACCCGCACACAUGCUUAUUCUGCCCUCCCUCCCAGCACAAUUGUCUGCAUUCAUUUUCACAUACUGCCCUCUGCACAGGAGGGCCCCUAUGAGGCUUGGGUUUAUAACACACGAUACUUUCUGGCACAUACUGGGAUAACAAUCUACCUAAGUCAGUACCAAGUAAUACAUUUGCAGGGAUAUUCUCAUCUACCCCCACAUUUCUGAAACCCUUCCCCGCUCCCCAAUCCAAAUAAACUCGUGCCAUUGGCACUACAAGUCGUACCCCCCCCAAUUCCUUUAACUGCUAGAGUCCUGCCAGGAAUUAAGUCCUCAGAGCACACUAGCUCUGGACGCACAAGAGUCACAUCUGCCCCAGUGUCCCUGAGUCCCACAGUUACCUCUCUUCCAACUGUCACAGGCUGCAGAUUCACAUUGUUGCUGCCUUCUGAUCUGGUUACAAACAACACAGAGGACGUUGGUUCUGAGGAGCGUCCCUCCCCAGCUGAUGAUGCUGGCUGCCGUUUCCCAGGGCAAGCAACACUAAUGUGCCCAACUUGGUUGCAAAUAAAACAUCUGCGACUAUCUCCUUGCGCAGACAUGGCACUAGCUCCCCCUCUCCCUGAGGUAGGAGCUGAAACAAAAGAUGGCCAGCUAGGCCUGGCGAUGGGGAGUCGUGGUGGUGUGGUCCUCCAGCUGGAUGUUCCCUUGGCAAAACCUCUGCUCCGGUCCACUGUUGCUCGAUUGGCAGUGUGGAAAUCUGCCAGCUCACCCGCCUCCAAUGCCGUUUUGGGGUUCCUGUCCAGCAACCAUUCCUGUACAUCGGCUGGGCAGAGCUGCAAAAACUGUUCUUUUAUUAACAGGUCUUGCAAACUUUCCAAAGUGGUAAUCUCCAGCCCUGUAGUCCACUGUCGGAAUGCUGUCGCCAGGUGCCCCACAACUGCUGCAUAACUUUCUGUGGGAUGCUUUUGCAAAGUUCUGAAUUUCUUUCGGUACACCUCAGGAGUAAGGUUGUACCGUUUUUGCAAGGCAGCCUUAAUCGCAUCAUAGUCCUGGUCAAACUCUGCUGGAAGCACAGCAAAUGCUUCCAGUGCAGGACCUCUGAGACCAGGGGUGAGGUAUUUUGCCCACUGGUCCUUUGGUAGCUGGUACUGCCUGCAAACCUUUUCAAAACUGCGCAGGAAAACAUCCAAAUCACCAUCCUUGUCCAAAGUUGGAAAGUUCUCUGCACGUGGUUUGGGUGCAGAAGAGUCUCUGGAAUUAAUACUUACAGGGGAGGCAGUCAACCUCUCCAACUCAGCCAUUUUUAGCUCAUGCUCUCUGGCAGCCUGGCGCUCUGCGGCCUCCUGAUAUUGAAGGAUAAGCUGUAGUCUUUGGUUUGCGUCUGCUGAGUCCACAUAUUUCAACACAGUUUGUAAGUAACAAUCCAAAGGAUCUCCAGAACUCGGUACAUCACGGACAAAAGCUGCAGGUAUCUCCCCUGCAGUGUUUGAGGCAUCAUUUUGCACUGCUUGUUGCAUAUCAUAGUCCACCAGUGCUUGCAAUAGUUCCUCUUUUGUUUUUCCCCGACAGGGAAUAGAUCUCUCCCGGCAAAGCUGGUCUAGCGCUGCCUUGGAUUGCGCCUGGUACUCCAUUUAGUAAAUAAAAGAUAGAAAAGAAAAAACAGAGAAGGGGGGGGACUGUUGAGGUGUAAAUAUAUUAUAUAUGCACUGAGUUCAGCCUUUGGAAAUUGAGACACAAUUUCUUUUAGUGCCUGGAUUAACCAACAAAUCCAGCAACACUAAAAUCUGGUACAAAAAGAUGAAAAAUCUUUUUAGUUAUCCCACCGCUAUGCCACCAAUUUGUCACGAACGCACCCUACUCCAAGAGUGUGCGUGACGUAGUUGUGGUGGUGAAAGGGUUAAAGUUCACUAUUUGUCUGCACUAGACCGGAAAUAAUGACAAAAUCCCCCUUUAACACCACCCACACUUAAACAUAAUAAUAUAACUAUUACUAUUUUAACGCUGCCACCACCAAGACAAUUUAUAAAUGGGGUGCCUUGGUCCCCCAGGUAAAUCAAUAAUAAAACCCACCAAAUAUUACUUAGCACAAUAUUUAAGGAAUUAUAAAAAUACUAACUAGUCUCUUCAGGUAACGUGAUUCUUAACCAGACAAAGGCAAAACUUAAUAAAUGAAUGUUUAUUAUGAGCAAAAGAUAGUCACAGUGCAUAUAAAAAUAUAUGAUAAACAAAUUAUUUACACCAACAACAGAUAAAAACAAAAAGGAUAAAAUACAGAAGUCCUAAUUACUCACUUAGGUUUUCAAAGUACAACUUCUGUCCAGGGGGUCUCUGGCAAGGAAAGAUGGUGACUCACCCAAAAUUAGAUCUUGGCCCCAAGCAAGUACACCAACACCCUUCAGGAUCAUUAGAUAUAUACCCUGUGGUUUAUCAAGUCUUGCCCAGGGGUGGAGUUAAGGCGUACCUACAGAAAUAAUAACUGACCACCUCCUUUGUUCCAGACCACUGUCAAUCCAAAUUGAAACAUUUGACUCUAUCUUCUUUUUUGUACCUGCCACAGAAAUAAUAAUUGCAUCUACAAAUUUGUUAUUAUUUUCCCAUUCCAUAGACAUGUUGCACGUCCCACCCACGAUCCAAUAGGACAGACAUCACAAUUCCUUUCCCUAGGGUCAAGUUAGGCCACUCAUGUUUGGACUUGGUUAGAAGAUGGCGCUUGUCACAUUCCAAAUAUAACAAAAAUGAGGCUUAAUUAUUAUUCUGUGGGGGUAAAUAUGAAAGUUUUUGUCCUUCCUUUGGAUAUGAUACUAGAACAAAGCUAAUGGCAUUUACAUAUCAAAGAGAUUUACUCAUCACUUACAAAGUACGGGCCAAAUGGAUGAAGAGACAUUCAGACUUUUUCCAAGUGUUGAACCUCACACCUUGCAGACUUCACAUCCAUACAGUAAAAUCCUUUUCACAUCCCUAUGCCAUUCACACUACCCCUUUUGUCAUCUGCCCUCUGUGGGGGGGUCCCAGCUUCAAAAGAUGUAACCCCUGUUGACCUCAGCAAUAGCAUCUCUGUAAUUUGUGCCAUUUACUACAAGAAAUCACAUUAAAAGAUGAUAUUCCAUAGUGUCAUAAUAAAUUAUACACCCUUGCCGUGACAGGGUCCAACUGUUUUCUGCAUCUUAAAAUAAAGCCCCUUCAUUCCAUCAAAUCAUGUUGCUGUCUGACUUGUUUGGAUUUUAUUUGUCCCAUUUUCAAAGAGUGUUCAAGCUUUGAUCGCCAAUUAAUGGCUGACUGCUCUUUUCCAAUUUCCUGCCAGAUAGAUUGGAAGAGCAUUUUAGCUAGAAGGCCAAACUCGGACAGUCAAACUGUAUUCUAUGCAGUUCUCAGCAUAUUAAAUUUGAUACAACAUUGCCCACAUACCUCCUUGAUGAUUUGGGAAGGAUGGACAAAAAACAUGACCCCCAGUUACUGAUGGCUCCAUAAAUACAGCACUACAAAGCUGUCUGUCUGUCUGUCACUGAGUUAGACAUAAUUUAAUUAGAUGCCUUUUAUUUAAUAUGAUCACUUAUAUGUGUGUAUUUUAACAUGAUUUGUUUAAUGAAGACAUCAAAGAGACACCCCAAGUGCCUCCAGACCAGUGUAGAGUCCAUUCUCAGAUCCAACAAUAAAAGUGAAUGGCACAAACUGGAAAGGGUCCAAUGCAGCUUUAUUAAAUCACAAUAGGCUAAGUUUGGGCUCUAAAAAAAGAGCCUGAAACCUCUAUUGUAAUUCAAUAAAUUCUCAUUGUGUCUAGUCCUUUCUUUGCGGAAUAUAAGGGCACAUGACCACACUUAAAGAUCAGCGUUUCUUAAUUAUCAGAAAACAAAAUGCCAUUAGCCAAUCCUUAUACUGGCAAAGAGCAGACCUCUCCUACAUUAAAAUAUAAAAAUACUAAAGUUAUAUACCCCAAAGUAAAGUGGGGGGGGGGGGGUAUUCGGGGUUAGUCUAGUCUUUUGGAUUUUACAUUUAAUUAAAUAAAUCGCUGGAAACAGAUCGCCAACUACUAUCUGUGUAACUAGAAUAAUUGAAACUUAAAAGAAGAUUAUAUUUAAUUAAGCUGAUUAUUUCAUAUUUUAAGGAGUUAAAAACUGCAAAGAACUUCUGGAACAAGGGAAUACUUUGAAUGGCUGGUACUUAAUUCAACCCAAUGACCGCAAGUCACUGAUGGUGAAGUGUGACAUGGAGACUGAUGGCGGCGGAUGGAUAGUAAGUACAGAUAACAUUAACAGCUGCUUAAAGGGACAGUCCAUAAAAAUGCUUAUUGUAAAAAAUAUACUGUUAAUUUGAUAGGUAUGCUAAAUCCCAAAAUAUAUAUAUUGUAUAUUCUAAAUAUGUGCAUUAAUAAUGUGCUUUUUUUUUUUUUUUUAAAUACAGAUAGUUUUUUCCCACUAAAUUGAUUAAAUUAAAAUCAGGUUGGCAAGGUUUACCUAUUUUUGAAAAAUGUCCUGCUCAGCUCUAGUCCCAUGUUGGCUAUUUUAUUUUAGAGAAUUUAAGAGAACUAUUACAUUAACAAAUAUACUUUUUAAGUAUUGACACUGAAAAGGCAACUUCACUAUUCUUUGAAAACCAAGAUAUAACUCUCCAGCAGGUAUAAAGAGAAUGCUAAAUUAUCUCUCUCAAAAGCCUGAAGACAAACCCACAAUGUACCCAUGCAGAGAUUAUACAUUCCCCAUGGCAAUAUUCAAUAUCAUUUUCACAGAUUCAAACCUAAUGGACAUUGAUGACAUUGGCGACUUACUUUGCAACAGCUGUCAAGUCCCUGACUCUGUAAAUUUAUUUUUUCCACUUUUGGGAUGCAAAGAUUAGUCACUACUACUGUUGGUUAAUCCACAUCUGUUAAAGUGGCUCUGUCAUUCAUGCCCCAUGAAAUCUUUAUGAACUUAAAUACUUAAAGUAGGGACUAAUGUAUUUCUCUUUGCUUGACAAAACUUGCCAAAAGGCUGACCUACCACUGGUAAGUGUUUCAUUACCUUACCACGACCCUGCACAUUUCGAGUGGGCACUUACGCAUCCAGCUUCUGAUGUCCCCAGCACUACACGGCGCCCCAAUGUCUUGUUCUGACAUCAUUCAUGGCAGGUUAUAUGGUGCUAUUUUAUGACCUCGAUAUUCCAGGGUGACAUCACUUACCUGUAACCAAUCACUACACAGUAUAGUAUAUAUAACUUCAUGGUUAUUCCGAUUACUUGUAUCUCCGUGCUAGCCCGGCCACUCUAAGGACCAGUACACAUACCUACCUGGUCUCAACCUAGGUUUGUGUGUUAGGGUAAGGUCAGUCCUGAGAAUACGUUUUGUCUAUUCCCCCCCGAAAGGCAUUGUCAAUGAAGUUCCUCACAGUCUAUCUCCUCCAUAGACAUUAGCAUGCAUGACAAUGGAGUCCUGGUGUGGGCUCCUGGCAAAGGAAGUGCCUGAAGCUUCAGGUAAGUAGAACCUAAAUUUACCAACACCCCCAGACAUCCACAUACCAAGCGGCGAUGUUACCAAAUAUGCAAAGACCCCAGACAGUGACAGUGCAGCUUUAAAUUGUUACUGUUUUUUAUAUUUUUGGUCAAAUUGCAAUUAUGUGAACGUUUAUUGUGUAACUGGCAUGGGAGAAGGACCACAAAAUCAAAGUGGACGUGGCUCAAUUAAAUUGUAGAUCACAGGUGACCUGACAUUAUUCUAUAGUUUUUUUUGUAAUCUUACCAAACAUGUCAACAAGCGAUGUUCAGUAAUCCUACAUCCCAUGGUUGGACCUGUGUGAUAAUAUUUAAAUGCUGCUAUUAAUAUUGUGAUUUUUUACCACUCACCUAACAGAUAGUAUUACACAAGAGAAGGUCAUCCACUAAGCUAUACGCCUAUGUAAACAUUACACAAAGCAUGCUAAAUUUAUACAUCACUCCAACAGGUAUUCCAGCGGCGCCAGGACGGCUCCGUGGACUUUUAUCAGGACUGGAAAACCUACAAAAAGGGCUUUGGAAACCAAAACAGUGAGUUUUGGUUGGGAAAUGAUAAUCUUAAUGCCCUAACAUCAACAGGUAAAGUGGUGUUUUGUAAAAUGUGCAGGUUUUAUGUUUGUUUUUUUCUAAGUAGCAAAGCUCCUAUAACCUCAGAAUGUACAUCUUGACAUCUUUGGUCAAAUGUUUGGCAAAGCAUCAUGGGAAAUAGAAUGCAAAGUGACUGCAAAAAGGUUAUUCACUACAAUGUGACUUGUCGGGGAUUCAAGGUUAAUUUCAAAUUUAAGACCAAAAUAAUCGAAUUGGAACCAUAGCUGACUUGAAGAAUUUUUCCACUUUGACAAUUCUAGCCUUAAAUGUGAAAUUCUCUUUUGUGUCUUUUCUAUAUUUUUAUAGGUAUUAUAAUAAUUAGUAGUAAUAGUUGUGGUAUUGUAAUUAUAUAUCCUUUGUUGUGUGGUUUUGUGUGCGCUGUCACCUGCAAUUUCUCUUUUGUUUCUUCACGUGUACAAAUACGGGGACAAAUAGCAGCACCAUUUUUAAUCCCACUUCAAACACCAAUAUCACUCUGUCUAGUUUGUGUACUUUUUUGUGUGAAUUCCCACAUCAGUGAAUAACCCUCCAAAUGUUCUUUCAUUUGGAGAAAUGUUGUGGAAAUGUAGACUACAUGGCUAGAACCUUCUUUGGAGAGAAAUUAAGGGUCCGUACUCGUAUCAUUUUUACAGAAAAAGUGGCAAAUGCAUCAGCUGACCUCGGACCAAGGGUGGUAAAGGCUAAUGAUGUGGAGGAUUUUUAGCUGUUAAAUAAGGACAGUGGGAAUCUAGAUCAUAUGGUCAUUUGGUUUUAGAUAUUGUCAAUUUCUGCACUAGUUUAGUACAUUUGGCUGUUUUUUGCUCACAAUGCUCUGUAGAGGUGACACUUUUGAUGCAAAGAAAAAUAUGUGUUUAUUAACUAUUAUCCCACUUGAUGUAUAUUCCAUAAAUAAUUAGCUCUACUCCAACAUUCCUGCAGAGGAAAUACAUUCACCUGAAUUUUGCUUAUUUCUUGCAAACAGGCUCACAUCAGUUUCGUGUCGACUUUGUAGACUUUGAGAACGCCAAGACAUUUGCAGUGUAUAAAGAUUUUAGAAUUUCCUCUGAAACAGAGAACUACAAGCUGACAGUUGGGGAAUAUACUGCGGGCAAUGCAGGUACUUGGUGCUUUGUAUGCGGAUAAAUAUGUUAUAAAACAACAGCUCAACAAACUGUAAAUGUAUAUUAAAAACCCAAGAUUGAUAAUAAUGUCACAAACAUGACUCAACAUACAAUAUGCCUAAAACAGAUCGGUAACACACAUUUACACCCAUUUAUUGAGGGGAUGAAAGUUCCAGGACUCUCCUGCACGCGCAAGCAGUACAGGCAUGGGGAUGCGCAAGGGGUGUGUCAGCCAUGCAUAUUCUCAUCCUAAUGGGAAGCCAGUUGGUCCCGACAACCAUUUAUUAUGCUACGUGCACUUUUUAAUCAUUUUUAAGUAAAGAAAAGACUGGUUAUUUAUUGAUUUAUCACACUUUUACAUUUGUUUAAAGAGUUAUUCCAAAAACACUGUUUUCAAGAUUCCAAGCACCAUGACCACUUCAAUUCAUUGGUUUCACGCCGUAAUGAAAUGUGUUGUGUUGUGCACCCUUAUGAAUACAGGUUCUGCCACUCCCCUGUACUGUGUAGUGGGAUGCUGAACUCACCUACAAAUACAUAUUGUUUUCACACAUAUAUUGUCCGAUUCCCUCCUCAUUACACCCAACUCUUUAUUUCAGAGAUUUAGUUUUUUAGACAUCACAGCAGCCAGUAUUUAGGAGAGGUAUUAUGGCAUUUUGGGAUAAAUGAAAGAUUAUGUACAAGUGAAAAUAAUAUAAAUAUAUAUAUAUAUAUAUAUAUAUACAUAUAUAUAUAUAUAUAUAUAUAUAUAUAUAUAUAUAUAUACAUUGAGAACCUCUCUGCACCAUUUGAUAAGUCUCUUCUUACAUUCUUUUUCUGAUCCAGGUGAUUCUCUCGUUUACCAUAAUAACCGACCAUUCACCACCAAAGACAAAGACAACGAUGGAGACCCGAAUAAUUGUGCACAGAUUUUUAAAGGUGGUUGGUGGUAUGGGAAUUGUCAUCACUCCAAUCUAAAUGGCCUCUACCAUGGAGGGGCGCACAGUAGUUAUGCAGAUGGUGUCAACUGGAAGACAGGCAAAGGCCUGAACUACUCCUACAAAGUUGUUGAAAUGAAGUUCAGGCCAAAGUAAUCUACUGAAGAUAGUAUCAAAGCUAUAUUAGACACAUUUGUAUCAAGCACCAUGAGGACUCUGGAUAACAGAGAAAGGAGAUCGAAUAUCCUGCAAGCCUGGUUAUUAUUGAGUAUUUAUUUUAAUCCCAAAAUUAUUUUCUUUAAGAAAUACAAAUUAUCUGCAUACAGUCAGUACAGCUCCACCAAAUAUCUGUGCUAUACAUGCAACUUAAAAUAAAAAAGCGUGGAAUACGAGAUGGGAUGGAAAAUGUUACUAUGGGAAAUGAAAACAAAAGAGUGAAUAAAUAACAAUACAGUAUAUCUAGAUAUAAAGUAUAUCUGAUGUUUGCUUUGAUAAUUUUUUAGCUUGACCUCCCUUUCUGUUGGUUUAAUUAGAUUUUAUCUUCCUUAGAUUGAGGCUUCCAGAUUAUCAUUAUUAUUUUAUUUUUCACCUUAUUGUAGUUUAUUUUAUUUUGAUAUUUCUUAGUUAGAUUUAAUCAUCUCAUUGUGGUGUAUUUGCACUCCACACACUAGGAUUUUAUUUUUAGCUUUUCUUCACGGUUCAAUUUGCAAUAGGUGAAACUGACUACCUAGCGAUUAAAGGGUUUCCCCCUUUACCAGCAUGGUCCUUUAAAGAAAUAAUGCAAAAGGUUACAUGUGAUUUCACACCAAGGCUAGAGGGAGAGCCCAUGUCUCCAUUGCUCUGUCAUCAGCAUUCUAUAUUCAGAACACUGAAGAGGUCAUGGUGUAAUGUUAUGCCAUCACAGUGUAGAUGUAAACUCAAUACAAUUAUCCAUUUUAAUUUUGCUCUAAAUACAGAAUAUCAGGACUGUUACGUGGGGCUGGCAGAGCCAGUAUUAUCAAUUUAUUAAAAAUGUGCUUGAAAUCAGGUUGGUUUGGGCCAAUCCUUUCAUACACAUUUGCAAGUCAAAAAUCUGAGUUCAUCAGAAUUAUCAUCUCGCAUACCCUCAGGACAUCACUGGUUAACUAUAGCUCUCCUGGAACAAGAGCACCUCCUUAAAGCACUGAAAGGGGUGAAAAAUGAUUUUUAGAAUGCCUUGAAUAUCCAAACCUGAACUGUAUGAAGUGCAAUGUAUCUUAUUCCUUGGCAGAGGUUAGACAUUACAGAGUAACCCGGGAGUAGAAUUCUACAGCUAGAUUUAGUUUUCAUGAUUGGAUUUUCUUGGUGUGCAGCACAGCACAUUAGAAAAAUAAACAGUUCACUUUUAGGCUAUGGAAUGCAGAUGGCAUUUUAAUUUAUCUUCUAAUCCAGAAUAAAGAUAUUUUAAGUGAAGUGAAGGUGGACAGAGGAAUCGCAACAUAGAAGACUUGUCACAUUCAAAAUCCCAAGUACUUUUUAUUGAUAGAAAUUACGUUUAACAAUUUUAUUGCAUUACUAAGAAGAAUUGCAUUGCAAUUUUGAUGUAACAAGUACAAUAGGAGAACAAAUAAUAUGAGAACUAUGUAAGUAACACCACUAAUAAAAUAAACAAAAACAACGUACACGUUUACACUUCCCCACUUACACACAAAAUAUACAGAAUACCGACCGGCAAGCAGUAGUUUUACUGUUGAUUCAAAAGUUGUGCAAAUUUACAUCACCAACCCCGGGAAAGAGCCCACAAGCGUGGGGAUAAGGACCACCACCCCAUACGAGACACACAAAGUCAACCAGCCCAAGACGAUCCCAAACCUGAUGGGGCGCAGACCAGCACAACCACAACCUGCACUCUCACAUAAGCACACCUUGCUGAUCAACCACACGUUCUACCAGUUCACAUAUAUAACGGACAUGUUAAGCUAUGUCUUAUGUCUUGUUAAUUUUAUGUUUAAAUAAUGAAAAGUUGACAAUGAACAGCAAGACAACUGUAAUGAUGAAACAUGCACCACCUACUUCUGUAUGUAUUGAGCAAAGUGGAAAAAUGUAAUGUUGUUACAUGUGUCAAGUCGAAAAUAAAGAAAUAAAAAAAAAAGUUGUGCAAAUUCUUAGUUUUCCGUAGUUACUAAUUUUAUCAUAAAUUGGGUCUAACUCAGGGAGCCAAUUUGCUCUCUUAUCCACAUCCAAAGAGUGUUAGGAUGGACAUAUUAAUAAUAAAAACUGCAAACAUAAUUUAAACAAUUCUUUUUACUUAAUAUAUUUUUAUUGGAGAUGUUUUAGUAAUAUACCUUACAAACAAAUACUUAAGCAGUGAUUGCAGAAUAAAUGGACACUAGUCGGACAUCACUAAUAGCCAAAUAGUCAUAAAUAUAACCUCAACAUGAAGUUCACUCUGAUGUCCAGGUACCCUCUUCGUAGUCACCCAUGCCUUCCCCUGAAAUGGCCUCUCUUUACUUUAUUCUCCCCAAAUCCUUUAUUGUUAAAUUAGCUGUUCCCAUAUGUAGUUUAUCUUAUGACGAUACCACACCCCAGUCACACCCCUGUCACACCCCUAAAAUUAAAGUUUCCCUCUUUGUACAUUUGAAAUGUUGGCAGGUAUGUAAAUAUCACGAACUUUUGAGGAAGUAAAAAACAAAACAACAAUACUCUUUGUGAAUCCAGAGAAAUCCUUGGAAUUCACUUCUCAGGACGGAAUUUCAUUUCGGUGGCUUUUAACGAGUAGAAACUAUCGUGGAAAGAGUGCCAGAUGAUUCCUUUACCCUUGAUUUUGUGGGGACCUUUCAGGUAUUCCCCGUUCAGGUGGGAAAAAUGGCAAGACUCAAACCACCAGCCUCCUUUGAAGUAAUUGGCGCAGCUUUCCAUGUUUUUAGGAGACUUGUCAUUGUUUCGAUCUUUCGUUGAGAAUGCCUGAUUUUUUUCAAUUCCCAAGGAAUUACCUAAAUAACAGAGAAGAGCAUAUUGACAUGGUCAAUAAACAGCCAUAAAG
This is a messenger RNA of Pelobates cultripes (western spadefoot toad), 21260 nucleotides long. NCBI's taxonomy places the organism in Eukaryota, Metazoa, Chordata, Amphibia, Anura, Pelobatidae. The record is from the annotation of a GenBank genome assembly.